Dovyalis caffra is the source of this 348-nucleotide messenger RNA. Lineage: Eukaryota; Viridiplantae; Streptophyta; Magnoliopsida; Malpighiales; Salicaceae. The record is from the annotation of a GenBank genome assembly.
AUGGAAGCGAUCAGAUGUGGAGUCCCUGUUUUGGCAUGGCCCAUUAGAUGUGACCAAUAUUACAACGCCAAGUUGGUAGUUAAUUAUCUUAAGGUGGGAUAUGGAGUGGCUGAUGAUUUAUCACAGAUGGUUAAAAAGGAUGAUAUAAUCAAGGGAAUUGAGAGACUGAUGAGUGAUGAAGAAACGCGUUUUAGGAUGGCAGGAAGGAAGUCAAAAUUUGAUCGUGCUUUUCCUGCAAGUUCUGAGUUUGAUUCUAAUCACCGAAGACGUCCAAUAUUAAAGAAUUUCCUCAUCAAUGGAACUAGUUACGACGAUCCUACGGUUAGCCUUCUAAGUUCUGACGCCUAA